AGCGCGCGCGCGUUGAAGGCAGUGAAGGCAGUAAGGGAAGCGGCAGCGGUGGCGUUCCCUCAGCGACGCAGCAUCGUCAUCAGAGAGAGAGAGAGAGAGAGAGAGAGAGAGGUGAAUAGGUGGCUGCAUCAUUCCGGAUGGCUGCCUCCGGAUCAGCAGCGGAAGGAGGAGAUGAGCUCGUGCUGCACGGAAGGCGGCUCACUCGCCUCGUCUCCCCGCACGGAAGAGCCUCAUCCUUGGCUUGAGGUUGCAAGGAUCUACCGCUGAAAUUUCGGCACCAUGGAUAAAAAUCAAGCAGGUCAUCUUUUGAAAAUGAUGUAAGCAUCCUGAGCCCAUUCCUCAAAACAUCUGGAAAACUCUAGCAUGCGCUGUGCGAUGGUAACAUGACCAGAAAAUGCUUGCCAGUCAGCCAGUACCUUUCUUUAGCCUAGGUUGGUGAAGCAUCCGAGACUUUCUCCCACACAUGUACGCCGUUUGCCAUGAAUCUGGCCGUGAAGCUGCGGAGGAAUCUGAGAAGGCUGGUUAUCCUCCUCGCCACCUUCUGCAUGGUCAGUGUAAUAGUCUCCGCCUAUUACCUCUAUACGGGGUCAGCCCAGGAGCUGGAACUGACGGACCAUGGCGUCGGUCCUGACUGUGCUGAACUGCGGGUGCUUCCUUUCCGACCGGUGGAGCUGCGGAUACCCAAACCCAUGGACCCUUCACGGAAGGAUCCUGUAGUGUUGGUGUUUGUUGAGAGCCAGUACUCCCAGCUGGGGCAGGACAUUAUCGCUAUUCUAGAAUCCAACCAGUUUCGCUACCAAGCUGAGAUUGCACCUGGCAAAGGGGACAUCCCACCACUGACUCACAAGGGUCAUGGGAGAUAUGCACUGGUCAUCUACGAGAACGUGCUCAAGUACGUGGGUAUGGACGCGUGGAACCGUGACCUUCUAGACAAGUAUUGUGUUGAAUACAGUGUUGGACUUAUUGCCUUUCACCGUGCUAGUGAGAACUCCCAACCUACCAUGCACCUCAAGGGCUUCCCCCUAACCUUACAAACCAACGUACCCCUGUGCGAUUGUUGUGUUAAUCCGCGCUCACCACUGCUUUACGUCACCCGAGCUGAAGUGGAUCGAGGACCACUUCCCGGUGAAGACUGGACCGUAUUCCAGUCCAAUCACUCCACUUACGAGCCUGUGCUCCUCGCCAGAUCACGGCUUAGUGCGGAUGAUUCCAGCGGAAGGAUGGUAACUGGGCUCCAGGCCACUGUGAUUCAGGACUUAGGGCUUUAUGAUGGGGUCCAAAGGGUGCUGUUUGGGCAAGGUCUGGGCUAUUGGCUGCACCGACUCAUACUUGUGGACGCGAUCGCGUACCUCACGGGCAAGAAACUAUCACGCUCGUUGGAACGGUACAUCCUGGUGGACAUCGAUGACAUCUUUGUAGGAAAGAAAGGGACAAGGAUGAAGGUGGACGAUGUGAAGGCUCUACUCGAGACCCAGAACAUGCUACGAACUCAAAUCUCAAACUUUACCUUCAAUCUGGGAUUCUCGGGCAAGUUUUUCCACACAGGAACUCAGGAGGAAAAUGACGGCGACGAUCUCCUGCUGAAGUACGUCAACCAAUUCUGGUGGUUUCCUCACAUGUGGAGUCACAUGCAGCCUCAUCUCUUUCACAACGAGUCGUCGCUGAUGGAGCAGAUGAUCCUCAACAAGGACUUCGCACUGGAGCAUGGUAUUCCUGUAGACAUGGGCUACGCUGUAGCGCCUCAUCACUCGGGUGUGUAUCCCGUGCACAUGCAGCUGUACGAAGCAUGGAAGAGGGCAUGGGGCAUCCGAGUGACCAGUACUGAGGAGUAUCCUCACCUGAAACCUGCACGAUACCGCAAGGGCUUCAUCCACAACCACAUCAUGGUGCUGCCACGUCAGACCUGUGGCUUAUUCACACACACCAUCUUCUACAAGGAGUAUCCCGGAGGCCCAAAAGAGCUGGACAAGAGCAUCAAAGGAGGAGAACUUUUCCUGACUGUCCUACUAAACCCUAUCAGUAUCUUCAUGACUCAUCUGUCUAACUAUGGGAACGAUCGAUUGGGUCUGUACACUUUUGUGAACCUGGCCAACUUCCUGAAGUGCUGGACCAAUCUGAGACUGCACACACUCCCACCUCUGCAGCUCGCACACCACUACUUUACCCUAUUCCCUGAGCAGAGAAACCCACUCUGGCAGAACCCAUGUGAUGACAAGAGACACAAGGAUAUCUGGUCUAAAGAGAAGACCUGUGACAGGCUCCCCAAGUUCAUGGUGGUUGGACCUCAGAAAACUGGUACCACGGCGCUCUACCUCUUCCUCCUAAUGCAUCCGUCCAUCUCCAGCAGUUUCCCCAGCUCCAAGACCUUCGAGGAGGUGCAGUUCUUCAACACGAACAACUACCACAAAGGAAUCGACUGGUACAUGGAGUUUUUUCCAGUUCCAUCGAAUGUCAGUACGGACUUCCUGUUUGAGAAAAGCGCUAGUUACUUCCCCUCAGAGGAGACGCCCAAGCGAGCCGCCGCCCUGCUGCCCAAAGCUAAAAUCCUCACCCUGCUAAUCAACCCGUCUGACAGAGCCUACAGCUGGUACCAGCACCAGAGGGCCCACGAGGACCGCGCAGCACUUCGUUAUAGCUUCUACGAGGUGAUUUCAGCCAAUCAGCACGCACCGUCAGAGUUACGGUCCCUGCAGAACCGCUGCCUCGUCCCCGGGCUCUACGCCACACACCUGGAGAGAUGGCUCACCUACUACCCACCUGGCCAGCUGAUGAUAAUAGAUGGACAGCAGUUGAGGAACGAUCCCGCAGCCGUGAUGGACGAAGUGCAGAAGUUCCUGGGCAUCUCUCCGUACUUCAGCUACUCGCAGGCUCUCACAUUCGAUCCUCAGAAGGGUUUUUGGUGUCAGCUGCUGGAUGGAGGAAGAACGAAGUGUCUGGGCAAAAGCAAAGGUCGCAAAUAUCCUCCUAUGGAUGCUGAGGCUCGUCUUUUCCUCUCUCAUUUCUACCGGGAUCAUAACAUCGAGCUGUCGAAGCUCCUCCACAGACUCGGACAGCCUCUCCCAGCGUGGCUACGUGAGGAACUGCAAAAGGUCAGGUAGCAUUUAGUCUACUGACCCUGGGUCAAAGCUGAAAGGGGUCAUGACCGCAAAGGACACUGCACUUGGAGGGAAAGAGACAAGAGUCAGACAGAGGGACAGUGAGCGGCACUGCUGGACCUGAAGAAGUGCUGGAUUGUGGGAGUGAUGCUGCAAAGGCAAUACAUGAAGAGAGAGAGAGAGAGAGAGAGGCUGAAAAAAGUCAGAGUGUAUGAUCAAAAACUGGUUUUAUUCCAUAAUGCAUUCAAAUCCAAACUGGGAAUUCUGCAUUUUCACAUUUCUCUCAAACUAAUAAAUAAUUGCUCUCUCUCUCUUUGUAUACUUUAAGAAUCAAUCUUUUGCCAGCUCCUGAAAUGAAACCAGUUCUCAGUGAUGGUCUGAUGCUGGAGAAAGACUCCAUUACAGCUCCAAGUUCCGGUCAUAUCAACCAUCAUCACAAUCGAAAGUUUAAACAAACCUAACAAGACCUCUUUCUUUUCUGUUUCCUCCUCCGACACGACCACUGCUCGUAUCCUCUUUUCUCAUUUCAACAUGAACUCUUUAGCAAACAGCAGACAAGAAGAAGACAUAAUGUGGACACGGGACACGGCUCCGGAGGUGAAGCUGCUGGUUAAUGGAGUGUCACAGCUCUGAGUCUUAAUCAGCAGAGUUCAAUGGACUCGGGAAAAAAGAAAGCAAAGGAAAUAAAUACAUUUAUUCUGAAUUAACACUGAAUGGAAGAGCUCACUGGUGAUGCAAUGCUGAGAGCAGUGUGUGUGUGUGUGUGUGUGUGUGUGUGUGUGUGGAGGCCGGAGUUUCCCUGCGUGAAAGUUUCCUGCUCUUUAUUUUUCUUUUCGCCUCAUUGGUGCAGAACUGCUCUGGAAAUCUGUACAGAAUAUAUUAUAAAUAUGUAUUAAACA
Messenger RNA from Hemibagrus wyckioides, 3994 nucleotides. It is a transcript of the gene ndst3, whose product is annotated as N-deacetylase/N-sulfotransferase (heparan glucosaminyl) 3. Gene Ontology annotation, cellular component: Golgi apparatus. The record is from RefSeq and is a predicted model, not a curated record. Bases 480 to 3098 code for a protein of 872 amino acids. NCBI's taxonomy places the organism in Eukaryota, Metazoa, Chordata, Actinopteri, Siluriformes, Bagridae. The transcript is spliced from 14 exons. Gene Ontology annotation, molecular function: deacetylase activity; heparan sulfate N-sulfotransferase activity.